CUUCUCUCUCACAGAGAAUUGAUUCUCACUCCUAAAUUCUUUCCCUCUCUUUUCCUUCCACAUCACGAGAGAAAAUCAAUUCUUGUUUCGGUUACCGCAUCACAUUCUCUGACUCAAACAAACCACCAAUUACAGAACAACAAAAAACUUUUAUUUUUAUUUUUUUUACUUUUUUAUUUAUUCAAUUUCCCAUCACCGUCUUAUUCAUCGUGGGUUCGUGGAGUGUGAAAAAUCUGCUAAAUUUCCGCGUAUUCUUGAAGCCCCACUUCCAAAAACCGUUCCUUUUCUCUUUAUACACUAACAAAACAAGAAAAAGUUUUCAUUUUUGUUCUUGUUUUUUACACUACAGAGCUUUCUUUGAUCUUGCAAUGGAAAAAGGUUCGAUUUUGAGAGUGUUGUUAAUGGUGGGGUUGUUGGGUUUGUAUGUGGAAGGGCUUGGUGUGAACUGGGGGACACAAGCAACUCACAAGUUGCCUCCGGAAACGGUUGUUCAGAUGUUGAAGGAUAAUGGGAUUCAGAAAGUUAAGCUUUUUGAUGCGGAUGAUACUACCAUGAGUGCUUUGGCUGGGAGUGGGAUUGAAGUGAUGGUUGCGAUUCCUAAUAACCAGCUUGCUGAGAUGAAUGAGUAUAAACGGGCUCAACAAUGGGUUAGGAAGAAUGUCACUCGGUAUAACUUCGAUGGUGGAGUUAAGAUCAAAUAUGUAGCAGUUGGGAACGAGCCAUUUUUGAAAUCCUACAACAAUUCAUUCUUGAAUAUCACACUACCUGCACUGCAGAACAUUCAAAAUGCCAUCAAUGAAGCCGGUCUUGGAAAUACUGUAAAGGCUACCGUGCCUUUAAAUGCCGACGUGUAUGAGUCUCCGGUGGACAAUCCUGUUCCAUCUGCAGGAGUAUUUAGGCCUGAUAUCAACGGUCUCAUGACUCAGAUGGUAGAAUUUCUCAACAAGAAUGCUGCACCAUUUACAGUCAACAUUUACCCCUUCUUAAGUCUUUACGGAAACGACGACUUCCCUUUCAACUAUGCCUUCUUUGACGGGGUAGACAAACCGAUAAACGAUAACGGAAUCUUAUACACCAACGUCUUCGACGCAAAUUUCGAUACAUUAGUUUCUGCUCUCAAAUCAGUCGGUUUUGGCGACACGCCGAUUUUGGUAGGAGAAGUAGGAUGGCCUACAGAAGGCGACAAGAGUGCCACUACCGGAAACGCAAUAAGAUUCUACAACGGCCUCCUCUCAAGGCUCGCAGCAAACAAAGGAACCCCUCGCCGUCCCGGAUUCAUUGAAGUCUAUCUCUUCGGACUCAUCGACGAAGACGCAAAGAGCAUCGCCCCAGGGAACUUCGAGAGACACUGGGGAAUAUUCCGAUACGACGGACAGCCGAAGUUUACAAUGGAUCUUUCAGGCCAAGGUCAAAACAAGCUUCUAGUCGGUGCACAAAACGUGAAGUAUCUCGAUCAAUCAUGGUGCGUGUUUAAUCCCGACGCCAAAGAUCUUAGCAAACUUAACGACAAUAUCAACUACGCUUGCACCUACGGAGAUUGCACUGCACUCGGAUAUGGAUCUUCUUGCAACAACCUUGAUGCCAAUGGAAAUGCUUCUUAUGCAUUCAACAUGUACUAUCAGGUGCAGAAUCAGGAUCGUCAAGGUUGCAAUUUUCAAGGGUUAGCUAAGAUUACUACAGAGAACAUUUCAACACCUACUUGCAAUUUCCUCAUUCAGAUUGUUCCUUCUUCAGCAUCAUCUUCUUCUAUGUCCUCAUUUGCUGUUUUGUUGUUUAUUGCUUUCUCUAUGAUUCUCUUGGCUUAGUAUUUUAUUGUACAUACAUUAUUAGAGAGAUGUUUUCUUCAUUUCAUGAAGAAAUAGUUUAGCUUAUUUAAGGUUUCAACAUUUAUUUGACAGGGUGAUAUUUUAGUUUA
This is a messenger RNA of Vicia villosa (hairy vetch), 1915 nucleotides long. RefSeq names its product glucan endo-1,3-beta-glucosidase 8-like. Gene Ontology annotation, biological process: carbohydrate metabolic process. Gene Ontology annotation, molecular function: hydrolase activity, hydrolyzing O-glycosyl compounds. NCBI's taxonomy places the organism in Eukaryota, Viridiplantae, Streptophyta, Magnoliopsida, Fabales, Fabaceae. Gene Ontology annotation, cellular component: plasma membrane. Bases 369 to 1805 code for a protein of 478 amino acids. The transcript has 2 exons. The record is from RefSeq and is a predicted model, not a curated record.